UGGCGCUCGGCCAUCCAGAAACAAACCACUUCGAUGACUCCUAAUAGUUAUCGCCAGAUGUACUAAUACACAACAAAUCACGGUCCGGGAGAGGGGGAGAGCAAAUGAGUUCCUAUUUCGUGAAUCCCACUUUCCCGGGGAGCCUGCCUGGGGGCCAGGACUCUUUCCUCGGGCAGAUCCCCCUUUACCCUGCGGGCUAUGAUGCUCUCAGGCAUUUUCCGGCUUCGUACGGGGCAAGCAGCCUGCAGGACAAGACUUACACCUCACCUUGUUUCUACCAACAGUCCAACACCGUCAUUGCUUGCAAUCGGGCUACCUAUGAUUACGGAGCCUCUUGUUUUUAUUCGGACAAGGAAAUUAGUAGCGCCUCUCCCUCCGGCAGUGGGAAACAGAGGGGGCCCGGGGACUACAUGCACUUUUCUCCUGAUCAACAGUACAAAUCCAGCGGCGUCCAAGCCAAAAUUGUAAAUGAGGAAGGCACCGACCGGAAGUACACGAGUCCUGUUUACCCCUGGAUGCAGCGGAUGAACUCCUGCGCUGGUACAGUAUAUGGAACUCAUGGGAGACGAGGGAGGCAAACUUACACCAGAUACCAAACGCUAGAGUUAGAGAAGGAAUUUCAUUUUAACAGAUACUUAACCCGAAGACGACGUAUUGAGAUUGCAAACGCUCUCUGCCUUACUGAACGCCAGAUUAAAAUAUGGUUUCAAAACAGGCGGAUGAAAUGGAAAAAGGAAAACAAAUUCAUAAAUUCCACACAGCCCAGCAGCGAAGAAACACAGGAAAAGUCAGGGGAGUAGAGCCUCGAGUAAUAAACACUACCAGGCCUUUCCUUGGCGCUUACUAUUUCUAUUAUUAUUUACCUUGUUCCUACUGGUACUAAAAUCCUAUAGGUUUGUCACAGUCUAUUAAUUCCCAAAAGGCUUGGUUAAAAGAUGUACAUUUGCAAUAAUAUGUUACUAUCUUUAAUAUAUGCGGAAGUCCUAGCUUUUGAGCUACAGGCAUGUAUGUAUAUAACCACCUAUUCAAAGAUUAGAUGGCAUUGCUUAUAGUAUUAGAGAAAUGGCCCAGAUUUCAUAUUUGAAGUAAGCAUCUGUGUGUGGGGUGAAUGUCCCUGGCGUGCCUGUGCGAGUAGACAUAAGAGAGUGAUUUUUUUUUUAAUUAGGAACGUGAAAUGUGGUAGAAAUAUGAGAGGUUUUUUUAAAAUCUUGAGUUUAUGUUUUUGUUGACUCCCGUUAUGUCGGGCUGUCUCGUUAUGCUGUAUUUGAAAACUUAGGGUCUGCAGGGGAGGAAAAAAAAAAGUUUUAUGCAUGUAUAAGAUAUUUAAAUAACAAAGAGAAGAAAAAUCCUUUUUAAAAAUCGUUGUAUAAGACGCUGGAUAUAAACUUGCAGUUAAAGCGAAUACGAAUUGCAGGGAGAUUUUUUUUUAAAUGCCGCUAAACUGCGUAAUCUGCACUACUAGUAUUUAAGCAAAAACUCGGCGUUAAACUUCAGGGGAAGCGAGGAAAGAGGUGUCGAAGCGGUCGAAUUUCUGUGGUUCCCGUUGAGCUUACACUGAGGUUUCGGUGAGCUCAGCUCUACACUGAAGGGGCUUUGAAUUAUGGACAUUUCUUGGGGCUUCGUGGGCUUGGGUCGAUCUUUCUUUAUUUCCUUCCACUUGAUUUUUUUUUUUUAAUGGAAAGAAAAGUGUCUAUCAUAUAAACUCGGGGUUCUUCUUCCCUGCAUUUGUAGUAUCUUUAUUCAGAUUAAUUCGUAUUUCUUAGUACUGAA
Calypte anna (Anna's hummingbird) is the source of this 1770-nucleotide messenger RNA. It is a transcript of the gene HOXA6, whose product is annotated as homeobox A6. Gene Ontology annotation, molecular function: DNA-binding transcription factor activity, RNA polymerase II-specific; RNA polymerase II cis-regulatory region sequence-specific DNA binding. Gene Ontology annotation, biological process: anterior/posterior pattern specification; regulation of transcription by RNA polymerase II. Gene Ontology annotation, cellular component: nucleus. Lineage: Eukaryota; Metazoa; Chordata; Aves; Apodiformes; Trochilidae. The coding region runs from base 105 to 800 and encodes 231 amino acids. The transcript has 2 exons. The record is from RefSeq and is a predicted model, not a curated record.